Messenger RNA from Caenorhabditis angaria, 7374 nucleotides. The record is from the annotation of a GenBank genome assembly. Lineage: Eukaryota; Metazoa; Nematoda; Chromadorea; Rhabditida; Rhabditidae.
AUGGAUGAUGAUGAAACUUUUACUUGUCGAAUACAGUAUAUUAAUGAUUCGGAUCCUUUUGCAACCACUUCAAGUUCUUAUUUGGAACCAAUGAGACCGGUCACUUUUAAGUUUCAAUUACACACAAUUAUUGGUUAGUUCUCUUUUUUUUUUGGAUUAGAUUGUCUGCGUCUCGCCAAAAUGCACACUAUUUCGCUCUUCAGAAUAAGCAGCGCCUAUGCAUUAAAUUCAGAGACGCAGAGAUAAAUAAGCAGCGCCCAAAAUUCUGUGGGCGCUGCUUAUUUUUCUCUGCGCUCUCUCAAAAUAAUGCAUAGGCGCUGCUUAUUUUCAAAAGUGGGCGGAGCUUAGCAGCGCCUAUGCAUUAAUUUGAAGAGAGCGCAGAGAAAAAUAAGCAGCGCCCAGAAUUUCUUCAAUGAAAAAGUGGGCGCUGCUUAUUUUCUCUGCGCUCUCUCAAAAUAAUGCAUAGGCGCUGCUUAUUUUCAAAAAGUGGGCGGAGCUUAGCAGCGCCUAUGUAUUGAAUUGAGAGACGCAGAGAAAAAUAAGCAGCGCCCAAAAUUCUGUAGGCGCUGCUUAUUUUCUCUGCGCUCUCUUAAAAUAAUGCAUAGGCGCUGCUAAUUUUCCAAAAAAUGCAAAUGCGCUCUAAUAAACCAUUUUUUUCAGCCGAUCAAUUGCAAGACGUAAUUCGAACUCUUCGAGCACCGCACAAAAUCGGCGAUUCAGCUCUUCAAGUUUAUCGAGGCUUAGAAGGUGGUGGUGGAGAAUUGCACACAUAUUUGGACAACGAAUCAACUUUGGCUGAACAACAAGAAGAAUUGGAUAUUUUGAAAGCUGAUACGUAUGUUUUUCGAAGGUUUUCCCCCUAAUUUUAUCCGUUUUUCUACUUUUCCCCCGCGAGAAAAAUUCAAAUUUAUUCAUCAUUUUGUUCUGUCAGUCAGCGGGAGAGAACGAAGCGAAAGUGAAAUUUUUCUGACCAAAUUUAGGUUUUGGUUGGGAAAAGUGAAAACGCAACAUUAUCACUUUCCUAUUUUGGCCUGGAUUUUUGGGUGAAUUUGAAUUUUUGAAGAAAAAAAUUAAUGUUUUUCCCAAAGUUUUUUCCUCCAGAUGUUUGGGUUUUGGAAAAUCAAACAUCUUCAAAAAUAUUUUCUUUUUCAUAGCUGGUUUUCUUGAUGAUUGCAUAAAAAUAUAAUUAUUAUGCAUUUUUUCUUAUCUUUUUUAUUUUUAUGGAUUUUCUGGCGUUUUCUUGUUUUUGUUGCGCAAAAAUUUGACUUUUGGAAUUUUUUCCUUAAUAGGAUUACUGUAGACAAAAAUGAAAUUAGAAUGUUUCAAAAUUCAAAAUUCCACGUGAAAAACUAUGCUCUGCUCUCUUUCUCUGCGUCUCUCACAAUCAUAUACAAAGGCGCUGCUUAUUUUCCUUCACUUGCAAAAUUCAAAAAAUAAGCAGCGCCUAUGCAUUAAAAUGAGAGAGCGCAGAGAAAAAUGAGCAGCGCCCACUAUUUCAUUGAAGAAAUUUGGGCGCUGCUUAUUUUUCUCUGCACUCUCUCAAGAUAAUACAUAGGCGCUGCUAAGCUCCGCCCACUUUUUCAAAAUAAGCAGCGCCUAUGCAUUAAAUUGAGAGAGCGCAGAGAAAAAUAAGCAGCGCCCACUAUUUCAUUGAAGAAGAUUUGGGCGCUGCUUAUUUUUCUCUGCGCUCUCUCAAAAUAAUGCAUAGGCGCUGCUUAUUUUUAAAAAUUCCACCCACUUUUCAAAAUAAGCAGCGCCUAUACAUUAUUUUGAGAGAGCGCAGAGAAAAAUAAGCAGCGCCCAAAUUUCUUCAAUGAUAAAGUGGGCGCUGCUUAUUUUUCUGCGUCUCUCUCUCUCUAAGCUCUUGUGAUUUUAAUUAAACUCAAAAUCAUUUUCAUUUUCAAUAUUGAUAUUGUCAUUAUUAUUAUGUAUGUAUACUAGUGUUAUUUACAUUUCUUCCUCUUUUUCCUUCAUUAUACCAUUAUUACAAGUACCAGCCAGCCUCGACCUUUUCAUUGUUUUUAUUUAUAAUUUUUUCUGCAUUUCUUUGUAGGUCAUGUUCCUUUAAAAAAAAAAUUGUUUCUAGUUUCAAAAAAAUGCGGCUUCGCGCCUAUGCAAUCGACGUGGAUACCGUAGUAAACCCCGGCGAAAUCUACAGUAACCCAUGUUUCUGACGAGAGUUUGGCGCGAAAUCUCUCUUCCGCCUCUUGCUCCAACCAACUUCCGCUGAUCGUAAAACCAUUGCGGAAAAUGGCGCGCAACACUUCUACAGUACAUCCACCUACAGUACUCCACGCGGCGGCGCCAAUUCAAAUCGAUAUGGAGAUACCGUAUAUUGAUGAAGAUUUGCCUGCAGUACCUCAGGUGGCUACAGUAAUCCAGCCACCGUAUUCACAUAGUCGAAAUGAUAGCGGAUAUCGAUCGAUGGAUAGUUUUGAUGAUUAUUUUCGAGAAAAAAUGAUGGGCAGAUCAUCGACUACUGUACCUACAGUAACCCAAGAGAAACCGGUGUACUGUAGACCUACAGUAUCUCAAGAUUAUUCGAGUUAUGCCAAACCUACAGUACCACAGGCUACGGUAUUUGCAAAGCCUACAAUACCUCAGGAACCAUUUUCUACAGUAUUUGCAAAGCCUACAGUACCCCAAGCUACAGUAUACGCGAGACCUACAGUACCCUCAUCUACAGUACCCCAAGAAUCAUCUUCUACAGUAUUUGCAAGACCUACAGUACCUUCAACUUGGAAACCAGAUACAGUACCAGUGAAUUCAAGGACUAUGGACUCAUAUGCGAGAACUAAAGUACCCCAAGAGUCUUCUACAGUAUUUGCGAAGCCUACAGUAUCCCAAACUACAGUAUACGCGAGACCUACAGUACCCCAUCAACCUAGCUAUGCAAAACCUACUGUACUCGAUGAGUCAGUUUACUGUAGACCUACAGUAACCCGAGAGCCAACUACAGUACCCGCAAAACCUACAGUAUCCAUCGAACCUACAGUAACCCGAGCCUUCAAAUUUGAUCCGAACUACGAUCGAAAAUCAGUCCAACGAAGCACUAGUUUUCGAGCUCAACCUACAGUAUCCCCAUCUCCAACUACAGUACCAUUUUCCACGUCAACUUUGCCAAAAAGAAAACCCGUACACUUUGAGCCUUAUAAUCCUAGAGAGAAGAGUACUGUAGCUACAGUACUUUCCAAAAAUGAGAAGGAAGAAGAAGAAGAAGAACCAUUUGAUUGGGGUGAUGAAUAUUUGAAUUCGCGGGAAAAGUAGAUUUUUUCUGAAAAUUUCGGGAGAAAUUCGAAAAUUAUUGAUUUUUGCAGGCGCCGAUGCAGUUUGGUACUCCGAACACAAACUUCUCUUCGUGUCAAGACCAUUAUUGGUGAGUUUUGAAGUUUGGGCGCUGCAUAUUUUUCUCUGCGCUCUCUCAAAAUAAUGCAUAGGCGCUGCUAAGCUCCGCCCACUUCUUGAAAAUAAGCAGUGCCUAUGCAUUAUUUUGAGAGAGCGCAGAGAAAAAUAAGCAGCGCCCACUUUUAUUGAAGAAAAAGUGGGCGCUGCUUAUUUUUCUCUGCGCUCUCAAAAUAAUGCAUAGGCGCUGCUAAGCUCCGCCCACUUUUUAAAAUAAGCAGCGCCUAUGCAUUAUUUCGAGAGAGCGCAGAGAAAAAUAAGCAGCGCCCAUUUUUAUUGAAGAAAAAGUGGGCGCUGCCUAUCUUUCUCUGCGCUCUCUCAAAAUAAUGCAUAGGCGCUGCUUAUUUUUUUCCAAAAUAGGCGGAGCUUAAUAAUGCAUUAUUUUGAGAGAGCGCAGAGAAAAUAACCCUAGAAAUUUGAAUUUUGAAAUUUUUAAAAUAAAAAUGCACAUUUCUAAAUUGCCACGUCAUAUGUCACGUUUUAAAAUUUUGUUGAAAAAAUAUGAUUUUUUAGCUAAAAAUACGUGAAAAUUUAGAUUUUUUUGUUUGGUUCCAUUUUUCAGUGAAAAAGUUUUUUUUUCAAAUAAUUUCAAUUCUUCUCUAAAAUAAAUAAUCCCGAUUUUCGCUCAAAAAAUCAAGAAACUAUGAUUUUUCUCUGCGUCUCUCGAAAUAAUGCAUAGGCGCUGCUUAAUAAGCUUCGCCCCCUUUUCCAGGAAAAUAAGCAGCGCCUAUAUAUUAUUUUGAGAGACGCAGAGAAAAAUAAGCAGCGCCUGAAUUUCUUCAAUAAGAAAGUGGGCGCUGCUUAUUUUUCCUCUACCCUCUCUUCAAUUCUCACACAAUCUAUUUCACCUCUCUUUUUCCAGACAAACUUCUAAAUUGUUCCGGAAGAGAUCAACGUCGCGCUCUUUUCUCACUCAAACAAAUCUUCCAAGAUGAUCAAGAUUUGGUUCAUGAUUUUGUUCAAAAUCAAGGAUUAGAUUGUAUGAUUCGACUUGGUCGAACUGCCGAUCAAAAUCAUCAAAAUUACAUUUUACGAGCUCUUGGUCAACUCAUGUUAUAUGUUGAUGGAAUGAACGGAAUCAUUGCUCAUAAUUCGACUAUUCAAUGGUUAUAUGAAUUGUUGGAUUCGCCGGUUAGUUUAUUAUACAUUUAUUGCUCAUAUUAUAUAUGUUUUUCUGUGUAUUUUUGUGUUUAGUUGUACGUGGAAGAAGAGCGUAAAGAAAUGUCUCCGUUUCGUCUAGAAUGGGUAAUUAUUGUGUGAAAAGAAAGCAUGUAGGAAUGUUCCUUUAAGAAUUUCUUACUGUAUGCAUCCAAGUUUGUUUUUUGUAAAAAAAUUUAAUUUUCAAUCAAAAUUUUACAUUCGUCUGUGUCUCUCAAAAUAAUGCAUAGGCGCUGCUUGUUUUCCUCUUCACUCAAAAAUAAGCAGCGCCUAUGCAUUAUUUUGAGAGAGUGCAGAGAAAAAUAAGCAGCGCCCAAAUUUCUGCAAUGAAAAAGUGGGCGCUGCUUAUUUUUCUCUGCGCUCUCUUCAAUUAAUACAUAGGCGCUGCUUAUUUUGUGAAAAGGGGCGGAGCUUAUUAAUAAGCAGCGCCUAUGCAUUAUUUAAAGAGAGUGCAGAAAAAAAUAAGCAGCGCCCACAUUUUCAUUGAAAAUUUGUGUUGAAGAAGCAUGUGUGAACCUUUAAGAAUGUAUGUAUUAUUACUGUAUGUACCUUUAACAGAAACAUUUGUUAAACAAAAUAAAGGUUGUUUUUUUACAGUUCCGUCUUGUUGUCAAAACAGCUCUCAAACUUCUUCUGGUUUUCAUUGAAUAUAAUGAUAAUAAUGCAUUAUUAGUAUUAUCUGCAAUUCAAUUUGUUGAUAAAUCAAAAGGACAAGCAGAUUGGAGUGCAAUUAUGAAAGUUUUGACGGAAAAAGAUUCGCCCGAUCCGGAAACACUGGUUUAUGGAAUGACUGUUGUGAAUAAGGCAUUACACGGUAUUCCGGAUAGAGAUACGUAUUAUGAUUCUGUUGAUACUUUGGAUCAACUUGGAAUGGAAGAAGCUAUUAAACAAAUGGCAAGGUGAGGGGAUUUUGGGGGAAUUUUGGGAAAAAAUUGAGAAAAUGAGGUUCUUUUCAUUCUGAUAUGUUGGAAUUAAAAAAAAAUCAAAAUUUACCUUUUUUUCAAAUAAAAAACAUCAAUUCCAAUUUCAAUUGAAUACAAAUAAGCAGCACCUUUAAGAGACGCAGAGAAAAAUAAGCAGCGCCCAGUUUCUUCAAGCAAAUUUUGGGCGCUGCUUAUUUUUCUCUGCGCUCUCUCAAGAUAAUACAUAGGCGCUGCUUAUUUUUCAAAGUGGGCGGAGCUUAGCAGCGCCUAUGCAUUAUUUAAAGAGAGCGCAGAGAAAAUAAGCAGCGCCCACUUUCUCCAAGCAUAUUUUGGGCGCUCCUUAUUUUUCUCCUUUUCUCUGCGUCUCUCAUUUCAAUGCAUAGGCGCCGCUUAUUUCUUCCGCGGGGAUGUGAAACUAACUUGUAGAGAAUUCUGUUUAAAAACUCAAAUUUCAGAUCUAACAAUAAGGAACUGGAAGAGCAAUGUCGAUUAUAUGAAAGAGAAUUGAAGGAAGAAGAUGAGAGGGGUGAAAAUGAAAAUGAUGAUGUGGUUAAAAUGAGGUGGGUUUUUUAGAAUUUUGAUUCUUUAGAGUGAAAAGUGCAUGGUGUGACCAUUUUUUUGACACCAAAAAACCUUAUUGUUGCCUAGGUGUGUCUAGGAUUGCUCAUACUAACCCAUUCAUUCAGAAAUUCUGCUCAAUCUUCAAAUUCUCGUCGAAGUAGUCAAGGAUCGCAUGAUUCAGCAAUUACAAUGGGAAGUGAUGAAGAUCCGACUUCAACUUUGGAACGAGAAGAAAAAUCUCAAAAAUCCAAAAAAGUUUCGAUAACUCACGAGAUGCCUGAAGAUAUUGAAACAGCGUUGGAAAAAUUGAAUCGUGCUCUAUUGCAAAGACGAGAGGCAGAGAAGCAGAAAGCGGAAGAGACGAGACGACGAGAGAUUGAGCAAAACGAGGAGAUUGCAAGGAUGCGUAGAGAGGCAGAGGAAAGACGAGAAGAAGAGAGACGCAGGAAACGAGAGGAGGAGGAGGCAGACAGGUAGAGUGAUUUGAAGUGAUAAAGCAUGGUGUGAAAAGAGAUUUAGAGAAAUUGAGAUUUCUUAGAUCAUAAGACUCUUUUUUAGGGUUGGAAGAACACCAAGCGAUUUGACAAUGGUUUCGCCAACAACAUCGAAUGGAAAUGGAUUCGAGGACAAGAAAACAUUGAUGAGACGCAGACAUGAUGAGGCUAGACGCAGACAAGCAGAGCACGAACAAUUCACGGCGAAUCGAAGUGUUUUCAAUAGGUAAUUAAGAAAUUUGGGCACUGCUUAUUUUUCUCUGCGCUCUCUUCCCUUUAUACAUGGGCGCUGCUUAUUUUUCUAAGCUCCGCCCACUUUUCAAAAUAAGCAGCGCCUAUGCAUUAUUUUAAGAGAGCGCAGAGAAAAAUAAGCAUCGCCUACUUUUUAGUGAACGAAAAGUAGGCGCUGCUUAUUUUUCUCUGCACUCUCUUCAAAUAGAUACAUAGGCGCUGCUAAGCUCCGCCCACUUUUGAAAAUAAGCAGCGCCUAUGUAUUAAAUUGAGAGAGCGCAGAGAAAAAUAAGCAGCGCCUUAAUUUUGCUUGAAGAAACUGGGCGCUGCUUAUUUUCUCUGCGCUCUCUCAAUUUAAUACAUAGGCGCUGCUAAGCUCCGCCCACUUUUCAAAAUAAGCAGCGCCUAUGGUUUAUUUUGAGAGAGUGCAGAGAAAAAUAAGCAGCGCCUACUUUUUAGUGAAUGAAACGUAGGCGCUGCUUAUUUUUCUCUGCGUCUCUCAUAUAGCAAAAAAAAAAUUGAUUUUUUCCAGCACACCAUCUCCUACACCAAUCUCCCAACCAACACCAAAUCAUUUCUUCUUCUUCACCAAUCGCUCCAAAUAA